Molecule: messenger RNA, 5315 nt
Organism: Synchiropus splendidus (mandarinfish)
Lineage: Eukaryota; Metazoa; Chordata; Actinopteri; Syngnathiformes; Callionymidae
Product: NACHT, LRR and PYD domains-containing protein 3-like
Exons: 16
Coding region: 164-4012 (1282 amino acids)
Molecular function (GO): protein binding
Source: RefSeq, a predicted model, not a curated record
UCCGGUCUCAUUUGAGGGGUGCUGUUCCGUGAAAUAUUGCCAAUCUCUCGUGCUCUCUCCGACCAUCCGGGCGGUGGUGGAACGCACACCUGACACGCUGUUGCGAAUCAACACACUGGCGGACAUCGGGCACAUUGGUGGACUGGAACCACUGAGCUCCGACAUGGUCCCGAGACUCAGCAGCGGAGCCUUACUCACAGUCUUGUUGUGUUUGUGUGAAGGUGAAGCCUCUGCUGAGUCAGGGCUCAGAGAGGACGGAGACCCCGCCUCUGUACGACCUGGGACCAGAGCUCUGAGAUCUAAGCUGCAUCCCGAACCACUUGGACCUGGACCUGGACCUGGACCCAGCUGUGUGUCUCUGAAGAGUUAUUUGUCAAUGGGGACAAGGAUUGACUUCAGAGGAGGAGCAGAGUCUUCAGGUCUGAGGGUUGCGGGGAGUGCUGGAGCCUAUCCCAGCAGUCAUGGGCGAGAGGCGGGAAUACACCCAACUUGUGUGAGAAAAAUAACACAUCUUGGAAGUAGGGUCCGUCAGGAGGAACCAGAAGAGUGUGGACUCUGCUGGGACUCUCUGAAGAGUGACUCCUCCAAGGAGUGGGGUAUUAACUUCCAAGCUGGACCGGAGUCAUCAGAGAGAGUGGAUCAUCAAAGCACAGAGCUUCUCAGUGGUCAGCAAUAUCUCUCACAUCUGGACUCCACACGGCAGUUGCUGGUGGUGAAAGUCCUUUGCAGUGAGAGCAGAGUAAGACGUGCUGCAGAGUGCGCCGGACAACUGAAGAGGAGCCUGCAGAAGAAGUUCCACAGAGUGUUUGAGGGAGUUGCUGAAGCAGGAACCUCUGCCCCUCUGAAUCAGAUCUACACAGAGCUCUACAUCACUGAGGGGGGCACAGACCAGGUCAACCAGGAGCACGAGGUCCGCCAGAUCGAAGUAGCAACCAGGAAGCAGACCAGACCAGAAAAUACCAUCAGACUAGAAGACCUCUUUCAACGUUCACAUGACACAGACAGUCCAAUCAGGAGCCUGCUGACAAAAGGCGUGGCUGGCAUUGGGAAGACCCUCCUGACACAGAAGCUGACUCUGGACUGGGCUGAAGACAAAGCACACCAGAACUUCCAGCUCAUGUUUCCUUUCACCUUCAGAGAGCUGAACCUGCUGAAAGAGAAGCAGUUGAGUUUGGUGGAACUUGUUCAUCUCUUCUUUCCUGAAACCAAAGAAACAGGACUCAGCAGCUUUGAAGGAGUCCAGGUUCUGUUCAUCUUGGACGGUCUGGACGAGUGUCGACUCCCUCUGGACUUCAACAGUCGGGUCCUGACAGAAGCUACAGAGUCCACCUCAGUAAACGUCCUGCUGACCAACCUCAUCAGGGGGAAGCUGCUGCCCUCAGCUCACCUCUGGAUGACCACACGACCUGCUGCAGUCAAUCAGAUCCCUCCUGAGUGUGUGGACAUGGUGACAGAGGUCAGGGGGUUCACUGACCUCCAGAAGGAGGAGUACUUCAGGAAGAGGUUCAGAGAUGAGGAGCAGACCACCAUCAUCUCUCACAUCAGGAGCUCACGAAGCCUCUACAUCAUGUGUCACAUCCCCAUCUUCUGCUGGAUCACUGCCACAGUUCUGGAGGACAUGUUGAAGAGCAGAGAGACCAGAGAGCUGCCCAAGACCCUGACUGAGAUGUACAUCCACUUCCUGGUGGUUCAGUCCAAAGUGAGAAAGCUCAAGUACCAUGGAGGAGCUGGGACAGACAGCGUUUGGGAUCCUGAGAGCAGGAAGAUGAUGGAGUGUCUGGGAAAACUGGCUUUUGAGCAGUUGCAGAAAGGAAACUUGAUCUUCUAUGAAUCAGACCUCACCGAGUGUGGCAUCGACAUCACAGCUGCUUCAGUUUAUUCAGGAGUGUUGACUCAGAUCUUUAAAGAGGAGAGAGGACUGUACCAGGACAAGGUCUUCUGCUUCAUCCACCUGAGUCUCCAGGAGUUUCUGGCUGCUCUUCAUGUCCACCUGAAGUUCUUCAACUCUGGAGUGAACCUACUGCAUUCACAGCAAACAAACAGAAAAAGGAACAAACAUCACAUCAAACAGUUCUACCAGACAGCAACACGUGUUGCUUUACAAAGCCCAAACGGACAUCUGGACUUGUUCCUGCGUUUCCUUCUGGGUCUUUCUCUGCAGUCCAGCCAGAGACUCCUUCCAGGUUUGUUGACCCUGACAGGAAGUUGCUUCUGGACCCACCAGGACACAGCAGAGCUCAUCAAGGAGAAAAUAAGGGAGAAAGUGUCUCCAGAGAGAAUCAUCAAUCUGUUCCACUGUCUGAGUGAAGUAAAGGACACUUCUCUGAUGGAGGAGGUCCAACAGCAGCUGAGAUCAGGACGUCUCUCCACAGAUCAACUGUCUCCUGCUCAAUGGUCCACCCUGGCCUUCAUCUUACUGUCCUCAGAGGAAGAUCUGAGUGUGUUUAACCUGAAGAAUUACUUUACUCCAGAGAAUGAUCCACGCGCGUAUGUCCUGAAGAAAUACCCUCUGUCAGAAGAGGCUCUUGAGAGGCUGCUGCCAGUGGUCCAAGCUUCAAAACACGUUCUACUGAGCCGGUGUGGACUGUCAGAGAGAAGUGGUUCCCUUCUGUCCUCAGUCCUCAGCUCUCCGUCCUCUAGUCUGACUCAACUGGACCUGAGCUACAACAAGAACCUGAAGGAUUCAGGAGUGGAGCUGCUGUCUGCUGGACUGAAGAGUCCACACUGUCACCUGGAGACUCUCAGCCUGAGCUACUGUGGACUGUCAGAGAGAAGUGGUUCCCUUCUGUCCUCAGUCCUCAGCUCUCCGUCCUCUAGUCUGACUCAACUGGACCUGAGUCAGAACUACACUCUGAAGGAUCCAGGAGUGGAGCUGCUGUCUGUUGGACUGAAGAGUCCACACUGUCACCUGAAGACUCUCAGCUUGAACUUCUGUCGACUGUCAAAGAGAAGUGGUUCCCUUCUGUCCUCGGUCCUCAGCUCUCCAUCCUCUAGUCUGACUCAACUGGAUCUGAGCUUUAACUGCGACCUGAAGGAUCCAGGAGUGGAGCUGCUGUCUGCUGGACUGAAGAGUCCACACUGUCACCUGGAGACUCUCAGCCUGAGCUACUGUGGACUGUCACAGAGAAGUGGUUCCCUUCUGUCCUCAGUCCUCAGCUCUCCGUCCUCUAGUCUGACUCAACUGGACUUGAGCUCCAACUACACCCUGAAGGAUCCAGGAGUGGAGCUGCUGUCUGCUGGACUAAAGAGUCCACGCUGUCACCUGGAGACUCUCAGCCUGAGCUACUGUGGACUGUCAGAGAGAAGUGGUUCCCUUCUGUCCUCAGUCCUCAGCUCUCCGUCCUCUACUCUGACUCAACUGGAUCUGAGCUGGAAUGACGACCUGAAGGAUUCAGGAGUGGAGCUGCUGUCUGCUGGACUGAAGAGUCCACACUGUCACCUGGAGACUCUCAGCCUGAGAGGGUGUGAUCUGUCAGAGAGAAGUGGUUCCCUUCUGUCCUCAGUCCUCAGCUCUCCGUCCUCUAGUCUGACUCAACUGGACCUGAGCUCCAACGACACCCUGAAGGAUCCAGGAGUGGAGCUGCUGUCUGCUGGACUGAAGAGUCCUGACUGUCACCUGGAGACUCUCAGGCUGAGCUGCUGUGGACUGUCAGAGAGAAGUGGUUCCCAUCUGUCCUCAGUCCUCAGCUCUCCAUUCUUCAGUGUGAGACACCUGGACCUGAGCUGGAACGACGACCUGAAGGAUCCAGGAGUGGAGCUGCUGUCUGCUGGACUGAAGAGUCCACGCUGUCACCUGGAGACUCUCAGUCUGUCAGAGUGUAGGAUCUCAGAGAGAGGCUGUGCUUAUCUGGCCUCAGCUCUGACCUCUAACCCCUCCCACCUGAGAGAGCUGAACUUGAACCGCAAUAAUCCAGGAGGACCAGGACUGAAGCUGCUGUCUGCUGGACUGCAGAGUCCAGACUGGAGGCUGGAGACUCUCAGGGUGGACGACUGUGGACCCCAGUGGUUAUAGAUCUGACUUGAAGAAAUGUGAGUGUUUGAGUGAUCUAUGAGAACUCCUCGACUCUGUCAGCUUCUGGUGGAGCAGCAGAACCUUGAAUCUGCUGCUGGAACUCAAGUCCAGGUCACUGUCCAGAACACUGCUCACCAACAAGGUGUUCAGCAGAAGCUGGUUGUCCAGCAGCAAAGUUAGGAGCCUCUGUGCAGAAGUAGAAGCAGCACUGUUGACUUCCCUCUUCAAAUAUGGAGUCAUUCACUCUCUUCGGUCUUUGUCUCCAUAGACACAUGAGUUUGAAAGACUGUCACCUUCUCACUGGAGUCUGAAGACCUCAGUGUUCUUCCAUCAUCAUCACCACGCCCUUCUUUUGUUUCUAUGGCAGUCACUCUGAGAAGAGACAGAGGGAAAGAAGAGGAGUCGAGUUUGGACAGAAGCUUCUUCCUGGACUCUGAGCAAUGGAAAAUGUGUGAAAUGAAAUCAAAUAAUAAUAAUUUGCUUUUACUUUGUAAAUGUUUUUUUUUCCCCAUGCACUUUGAGUUUUGAGCUUUGAGUUUUUGAGUGAGUUUUUCUGAUUGAUCGCCUUGGUUUUUCAGUGCAUCUGUGCCUGCUAUUCAUUGUUCCUCUCCCCAAUCCUGUGGACUAUAUUCUGCACCUUGGGCAGUGUUUUUUCUGUCCAUUUGUGCUUUUGGACUCUUGUUUUAUUCUCCUGGAUUGUUUUAUUUUAUUUAUUGGACUCUGUCUCCCUCUUGAGCAGAGGUCGAGUUUUCGUUUCUGUUUCACCGUCUUUACUAUUUUAGCUCUUUAGUUAACUUGUCUCCUUUUCUUCUUGAGUUAAAUUCUGUUUGUUUUGUUCUUAAAAUUUGUUGGAAUUUCUUUUUUACAUUCAUCUCCUCCGUGCUGUAUGUGGGUCUCUCAUCUUAAGCGCGAUCCUGCGAAAAGAAACUUAAGGAAAAUGCUCUUCCGUAUUGUGUUGCAGUGCCUCGCUGUAUACCCUUUCUACUUUUACCACAAGUUGAAGAGGAGUUGAAGGACAACCACACUGCCGGUGGAGGAUGACGGAGGAUUAAACGAAGAUGUACAAGCAUAUGUGGACCGCUAUUGAGGAUCAUUGCAAUGAACACAAGCCAGCUGGUGAAUGGCUGGAGAAAAUGAACCUCAGCAGUGGGACAAGCAAGUGACUCAUUGGCAAGAUUUGGAAUUCACCACCAGUAUGAGUGGCAGUGGCCCGACCGAAGCUGUGUAGAAACUGAGACUGUCCUCACUCUGUCAUAAUAAAUUUAAAAAAAACUUCAGUUCCAUGAAUACAUAUGACACCCUC